Pneumocystis carinii B80 is the source of this 3383-nucleotide messenger RNA. RefSeq lists its product as hypothetical. Lineage: Eukaryota; Fungi; Ascomycota; Pneumocystomycetes; Pneumocystales; Pneumocystaceae. Gene Ontology annotation, molecular function: protein binding. Bases 30 to 3350 code for a protein of 1106 amino acids. The transcript is spliced from 9 exons. The record is from RefSeq and is a predicted model, not a curated record.
ACAAGAGAAAAAAAACAAGAUAUUAAGGGAUGGCAAAAGCCUCUGUUUUAGAGUCUAAUAGUGGAUUUUUUAAUGUUGAAGUGAAAGAUGAGUCUCUAGAAUGGGUUACGCCGUCAUCUGGAGGGACUUUACCGACUAUUCAGAGUCUUAAUUAUGAAGAUACAGUGAGGAUCUUAACAGAAAGAGAUCCAUCAUUAAUUGUCAAUGAAAUGAUACCAGAGUGGAAGAAGGAGAAUGCGAAUAUGAUGAAGGAUAUGUUUAAUGAUAUUUUAAGCGUUGGAAUGUCGGAGAAUGGGUUUGAUGAGAAUCUUAAAAAUUCGUAUAAGAAAGAGGAGGAAAGGGGGUCUAUUUUUGAGUUUUUGGAUAUUAAAAAUUCAGGAAAAAAAGGAACUAAAACAGUUAAUUUUCCUGCUGACGAUUCAACUGAUUCAUUACAUAAAAUUAAGCCUUUUAUUUCUUCUAAGAAUAAGGAAUCGUUUGCACCGAAAGUAAAUAGUAGGGUUUCAGCAUCUAAUGUCUUUGAAAAUGACAUAAAUUCGUUCCAAAAAGGGUUUCAGGGUCACGAAAUGAGUAAUCAGUUUACAUUUAAUUGUAAUCUUCAGGAUAAAAAAGAUGAAAACAAUUUAACUAUUUAUGAGAAUAAGAGUAAGAAUAUGGCGUCAGCGACAAAGUCGCCUUUAAAAUUAUUUCAUGAUAAUUUUGACACAUUUACGAAUAAUAAACUUGCAGCAGCGGUUUUUGAACUAGCAAAUCAAGAAACAGAUGAAGAUGCAAAAACGUCUUCUAGUGGUCCGGAGAGAAAAAGGGCUCGAACAUGUCAUGAACGAAUGAAUAGUAUAACAACUCAAAAUUUUUUUAACGAAGCGCAAGAAGUUAUGGAACGUAUAAGGAAUAGGCGUAAUCAUGUUGGGAAAUCUACUCUUGAAAGUGUUCGUGAAGAAGAAAUUGUGUAUAAUUCUAAAAAUUCAUCUUUCAAUAUUCAAAAAGAAGGGGAUCCUUCCAUGAAAUCUAAAAGAAGUAGCAUGAAUUCAUGUGCACCUGUUACAGAGGAGACGCCUACUCGUUCCAUGUUCAGCGAUUGGUCUUCUGAGCAAACAAGUUCUAGAAAUACACUUAUUUCUGUUUCUGAUUCGAUAAAAUGUUAUAAAGAAAUGGAAAAUUUGAAUACUGUGGAAAAUACAAAACAUCAACAACUAGAAAAAGAAGUUUUUGAUUCUAUAAAACAAACAUGGGACAAAGAGCCGACAACUUUUCAGAAAACAAAGAUUUCUAAACCUACGUCUUUUGUGAAUAAAGAAUCUAAUGCUAAUCGGCUAAAUCAGAAGUUAUUUUCUUCUGAAAAUUUAAAAGUUAUAACUCCACAAGAUGUCUCUCAAUUUUUAAGUGACAAAAUUGGUUCAAUGACUUUAGAUAAAACAAAAAAUACUUGGGUGCAGGAUUUUCAUGAUAAAACUGAAGACGUAUUUGAAGGAAUACAAGAUUUUCCUGUAUCUCCAGAGUCUUUAGAUGAAAUACCGAAGAAAGAUUCUGAUAUUUCCAAAAAUGACAUGCAAAAUACUAAUCAAAAGCCUAAAGUCUGUUUUACAAAAGAAAUAUAUACUAAAAAACUAAAAGAUGAAAUGAACGAAUCUUUGCAAGAAAAAGUAGAUGAACAUAUUCCAAAAACUUUUGCUUAUCCAAAGAAUAUAAAUUUUAAUGAGGAAUCUGUUCCUGGUUCCUCAAAUGAGAUUAUUGCUGAUGGCAAUUUAAUUAAUGUUAAUCUUGAUUCAGUAGUUGAUGAUUAUUCCUCAAAAUUAUUUACAAAAGGUUCAAAGCCGGCUUUACAACCAUUAAUACAUGAAAAAUCUUCAAUAAAUGAAAAUUCUGUUGAUAUAUAUAAAGAUUUAUCGGACAGCAAGUUUCUAAGAGAUCAUCAAGAUUUAUCUAGUGCAACACUCAAUUGUAGUUUUUCUAUGGCAAUACAGAAUUUAGUUGUUGUUUUGACUGAUAUUGAACCUUAUGAACCAUUUUGGGAGAAAUUUCAACAUUUAAAUCUUUCUGGCAAAAAUAUAGAAUCUUUGAUAGGAUUGUCCGAUUUUUGUCCUAAAUUAAAUAAUUUGGAUGUUAGUUAUAAUAAGCUUACGUUUUUGACUGGAUGCCCUAAUACUGUACGGAAUAUGAAUCUGCAAAAUAAUAAUUUAUCAUCUCUUACAGGAUUCUCUCAUUUGAUAAAUAUCCAGUAUUUGAAUCUCUCUAAUAACGAAAUUCAAAGUCUUAAAGGUUUAAAUGUAUUAGUUCAUCUUCGACAAUUAGAUGUUUCAAAUAAUAAAAUUUCCAGUUUAGAUGGAAUAGAAAAAUUAGAUGGUCUUUUGGAUCUCUCUCUUUCUCACAAUUUACUUUGUGACAUAGAUUUUUCUAAUUGUGAUCUUCCUAAAUUGGAACAAUUGAACCUUUGCUGCAAUAAGAUAAAACGAUUUAAAGGUGUAGAUAAUUUGCAGAAUUUAACUACAUUGAAUUUAGAUAAAAAUAAUCUUUCUUCCUUUUGUGCUGAGAAGAAAAUGCUAAAACUUCGUGUUUUGAAACUUUCUAAGAAUUCUUUAAAAAAGUUUGACCCUAAAAACUUCCCAAAUCUUCGAAUAUUAUCUUUGGAUAAUAACAAUCUUGGAGAUAUGAAUGAGAUUAGAUAUCUUGCAAAAUUGGAAAAAUUAUCAAUAAGAAACCAGAAAUUAGGCAAAUUAAAUCUUGAAUUAAAUUCAUUGAUGAAUAUCAAGAAGAUUUGUAUAUCAUUGAAUCCUAUUUGUUCAUUAGAUUUUUCUUCUCGACUUUUAACUCUACAAUACUUAGAACUAGUAAAUGUUCAAAUGACAGCUCUUCCUCAAUCAUUUGCUGAAAUGGCUUUAAAUAUUCGUAUGCUUAAUCUUAGUCAUAAUCAUUUAAAAAAUAUCGAUCCAUUAAAAGGAAUGCCUUUACUCAAACGAUUAUUUAUUAAUGGGAAUCAAAUUUCUAAAAUAACAGAUGUUAUCGAAGUAUUAAGUUCUUUAAAAGCUCUACGCGAUUUUGACAUGAGGUUAAAUCCAUGUGUCAUAAAUUUAUAUCCUCCUUUUUUUUCAUUAGAUAUGAAUAAUUCAUCAAUUUUUUUUGGCCUUCAAAUGAAAUUAUAUGAUAAUACAUGGGCUGAAAAAGAUAAAGAAUUUGUGAAAACCCUUCCUAAGAAAAUACAGCUUAGGCGUAAAUUAUAUCAGGAUUUAAUUCUAUCAUCUUGUCCUCCUUUAAAAUGGCUUAAUGGGGAAAACAUUACAGAGAUACAUAUAAAAAAAGCAAUUAAGUUCGUUAGUUAUAUUUCAUUCGAUAUAAAUUCUAAAAAUAAAUGAACUAAACUAUAAACAAUUAGGAUUCAUUGUCUA